This is a messenger RNA of Didymodactylos carnosus, 1458 nucleotides long. NCBI's taxonomy places the organism in Eukaryota, Metazoa, Rotifera, Eurotatoria, Philodinida, Philodinidae. The record is from the annotation of a GenBank genome assembly.
AUGUUAAGCUCUGGUCCUAAUCGAUGGCGUGAUAGUAUUCUUCCCAGAAAAAUUCUAUUUGAUGUUUGUAAACGUAAUAAUUUGCCAGCGCCAGUAAUAACAGGCGAAGAUACCAUGAAAAUCGGUGACAAUAUAUUCCAUCUUGCCGAUUUUGAACAUGGCAAACAUUUGUCAGUUCAUGUUGGUAUUCCUAUCGAACGUUUAGCUUUAUAUGUUUUACACAAAUUACGUUUAUGUCCGGAACACGUUGAAACUCGACCGCUCUAUAAUCUGUUGCAACCAGAAAUCGAACAAGGACGUUUGGAAUUAUUUGUUGAUGUAUUUCCAAAAUCGCAAGGACCACCCGGUUUACCACUUGUAAUACAGCCAAGACAGCCAAAACCUUUUGUAUUACGUUGUAUUAUUUGGAAUACAAGUGACGUUAUUUUACAAGAUGUAUCAAUAAUGGGUGAAAAGAUGUCUGAUAUUUAUGUGAAAGGAUGGCUAAGUGGAUUAGAAGAGGAUACACAAAAAACUGAUAUACAUUAUAGAUCAUUGGACGGUUCCGGAAAUUUUAAUUGGCGCUUUGUUUUUAAUUUUGAAUAUAUUCCUACCGAGCGCUCUAUUGCAAUAAGGAAAAAGGAACAUUACUGGAGUAUUGACACAACUGAAACAAAGCAGCAACCAGUAUUAAACUUACAAAUAUGGGAUAACGAUAAAUUUAGUGCUGAUGAUUUUUUGGGUUUCCUUAUGCUUGAUUUAAAUCGGCUAACUAAACCGGCUAAAGAUGCUGACUAUUGUAAACUGAGUAUCUUAGAUCAUCACAAAAACAGCACAGCUAAUUUAUUUGAAAUGAAACGCGUAAAAGGUUGGUGGCCUUGUAUCGAUGUAGACGAACAUGGUGAACAAAUACUAACAGGCAAAGUGGAAUUAGAACUUGAAGUAGUAACAGAAGAAGAAGCCCAAGCACGACCGGCUGGCAAAGCACGUGGAGAGCCCAAUGAAAAUCCCACUUUGCAACCACCAAAACGUCCCGAAACUUCAUUUGAUUUCAUUUCAUCACCAUGGAAAACAUGGAAGCAUGUCAUCUGGAAAAAAUCAAAAUGGUAUACAAUUGCUGUUCUCUGUAUUGUGAUUGUUAUCUUAUUUAUAUUGAUAUCACUCUGGUCAAUUCCAGGUGCAUUGUGGACAAGCAUUUUGCGGGGUAAACCAACAAUUACUGUCUCAGACACCUCAAACAAAUUUCCUGCGUCGUUAUUCGAAAUUAACGAUAAAUCUACGCUGGAUCAUGCGCAUUCAUUCAAUGAUUUACCCGAAGAUGAAUGUCAAGAAAGCGAAGUUGAUGAACAAAUGGAAUCAGAGGAAGAAACGGAAGAAAAUGACGAACGGCUCUUGCACAAGUUCUCCCUUGAGUUUAUGGAAAAGGUGCUCGACUGCUACGAUAAAGUUGACGAACACGGGAAGCGAAAACGCAGAUGA